CGGAAUAACAGAACCAUAGAAGUCAACAUAAAAAUCGUAGAUGACUACACCUUUACUUGAGUACCACAUCCAGGUUCCCAAACAUGUUUCCGCACUGUCUUGGUCUCCCAAUGGAGACCUUUGCCUCGGCUCAGAGGAUGGAAGCGCUCGUGUAUACCAUCCACCCGAAAAUAAAGUCGUAAAAGCUAUCAGAGGCUUAGGAGAUGAGGUCUCUUCCAUAGCAUGGGGUAAGGGUGGCAAGGAGGAUGCUUCGGGCCACAUUUUUGUGGCGGCAGGAUGUCAGGUCAUGUCUUUUGACCUGAGUAUCGCCAAACUGGUACUAUCUGCUUCAGAUGCAUCCCAUACCUUUGACAUCGGCGAGGAUCCGGAAGACGUCCUGAACGAAGUCGUGCUCCACCCGAACGGAAAAUAUCUCGCAUUCAGCACUGAUAGCGGAACGGUUGGGGUCAUCGAGCUGUCCAAUAAAAAAAUCACCAGGAUGAAGACACGGCAUACCAGCUUGUGUGGGACGGUCAAGUUCAUACCAGAUCGCCCAAGCGAACUGGUAAGUGGCGGCUACGACUCCGCUCUGUUACACUUCGACUUCAACCAGGGAACAAUGUUAUCACGGCAUGACUUCACUGCCCCAGCACAAUCGUCGGGCAUUUCGCUCUCGCCGCCCUUCGUGUUGUCGUCCGCGAUAUCGUCUACGGCCCUUCUAGCCGUAGGCACAGCUGACGGACGAUUAUGGCUCGGAGGUGGGGGCGAGAAGCUCCCUAGUGCUAGUGUGAAGAAAAAGCGUAGCCGGAAAUGGGACGGUCUCAAGGCUGAAGGUGCACUUGAGAUCAAGAUCGCAGAAGGGCCUGUAGUUGCUGUCGAAUUUUUUGACCCAACAAAACUGAUGACAUGCACAUUGCUCGGCACCAUCACCUGUCACUCCAUUCAACGCGAUGAGAACCAGAAUAUAGGUAUAGAGACGAUGUGGAGAGCUCAGACGAAAUCGAUCGCGAAGGUCAACGCGAUGGGUGUCCAUGCAGGAUGGAUCUCAGUCGGUGGAUUCAACAAGGAUGGGCAGGGACUCGUCGAGAUGUGGAGAGUCGGUGUUGAAGAUCCUACUCCGACGCAGCCUCCGACAUAGAGCAGGGAUGAUGUGUAGCAUUAAAAGCGUAAUAUAUCGAACUAUAAUCGAAGCCAUGCAUCUAAGCCUCCGAUGAAGGCGAACUAGAUCCCUGAUUCGCCUCUUCAACAACAAUCGCCCACGUCUGUUCUCUCUCCUCGUUCUCCAGCACAGCGAUUCUCUUCAGUGCAGCGUCCCUCUCCUUCCUCAACUUCGUAAGGUACUCUUCGUUCGACAUCCGCUGCAAUCCAAACAAGCUCGCUACUUUGUCCAGGAAUGGAGGUACACUUUGAGGUUCUGUAGGCUUCGUCUGGACGGGGGCUGGUUGUGGUGAAGCCCGGAGCUUUUGCGAAACGAAUUUGAGACGCGUCACUUCGAGCUCGUUCACUGCUAGUUGGGCAAUCGUGCACCCGAGAGCACCCAUCAGGAACCCUGGGAGGGCACCGCGUAUGCCACGUCUCCAGGAGUUCAGAAACGUGCCAGCUAAUGCGCCGCUGGCAAGUGAGUCCGGAACGUUUUGUGUUCGUAUGUCUCGCCAUGUCAAAGACUGGUGUGGCAGCAUAGUGGAUGGUUCACCGCUUGACGCUGCUUCACGAUCUCGUCUACGGCGCGCGUACUGCUCAUACGGAAGCGUGGAUGUGAGCAAUGGGCUGGCAACGUAUUCUCUCAAACUGAAGAAUGUCGCGCCAGCGACUCCCGAGUUCACAGCUGCUGAAGUCGCGAAGACGGUGGAAAUGGCGCGUCCUUUUCCUUUAGCGAGUCCAUAUGUGCCUGCUAGUAGUGCCCCAAGUACCGUUGCAUGUAAGGACUGUAUUUUUGGCAACUGCCAAGGGUGUUGAUGGGUCCAUCGAAGGCUACCGAUCCGAGGAGAAUGUGAGCAACUACUCCAAAGCAGUUGAUUUAUC
Stereum hirsutum FP-91666 SS1 is the source of this 2001-nucleotide messenger RNA. Its product is annotated as WD40 repeat-like protein. The record is from RefSeq and is a predicted model, not a curated record. The transcript is spliced from 10 exons. NCBI's taxonomy places the organism in Eukaryota, Fungi, Basidiomycota, Agaricomycetes, Russulales, Stereaceae. Gene Ontology annotation, molecular function: protein binding. Bases 41 to 1117 code for a protein of 358 amino acids.